Molecule: messenger RNA, 1302 nt
Organism: Chlorella variabilis
Lineage: Eukaryota; Viridiplantae; Chlorophyta; Trebouxiophyceae; Chlorellales; Chlorellaceae
Exons: 3
Coding region: 1-1302 (433 amino acids)
Molecular function (GO): oxidoreductase activity
Source: RefSeq, a predicted model, not a curated record
AUGGCGACCGUGCAGCAGCCCAGCAGCGUCCCCGCCACCGGCUGCGAGCUGGCGCAGUCCCUGUCCCUGCCGCCCCGCCUGGCGCGCGUCAGCGAGUCUGCCCCCGUGGCCCUGGGCAACUCCCCCUUUGAGGAGCCCGCGCAGCACUGCCUGUCCGCCGCCCUGAGCCGCGGCCUCUCCAAGGGCAAGUCGGGCGUGGCCACGGUGCACGUGGAGUCUGAGGGUCUGGAGGGCCUCAAGGCCCCCACUGGGCCAGUGACCCUGGAGAGCGGCCCCCAGGGCUGCGUGCGCCCCUACACCAUCAUCGACGACCCUCAGGCCUGGCUAGCUGCCGACCUGGCGCAGCGUCAGUCUGAGUGGCUGCUGCAGCUGAGCGAGGAGGACGUGGCGGCGGUGGAGGAGCGCGUGGCGGCGCUGCACACGGCGGGCGUGCCCCUGACCUCCCUGAAGCGCCCCACCGACUUCCCGCUGCCUGCGGCGCUGGAGGCGCGUCUGGCGGCUGAGAAGCACAACCUUCUGCACGGCAACGGCGUGCUGGUGAUCCGCGGCCUGCCGGCGCAGCGCUGGAGCGAGUGGCAGAACCUGGCUGCCUACCUGGGCCUUGCGGCGCACAUCGGGUACCGCACCCCCUGGAACAAGCAGGGCAGCCUGAUCAGCCACAUCAAGGUUGCCCCCGGCGCCAAGUUUGUGCAGGGCGGCAGCGACGGCAAGUCUGCGCAGCAGGGCCACGCCACCAACCUUGAGUUUGACUGGCACACCGACGCGCAGGCCGACGUGCUGGGCCUGCUGUGCAUCAGCCAGGCCAAGUCCGGCGGCGUCAGCGGCUGGUCCUCGGCCCUGGCUGUGCACAACGAGAUGCUGCGGCGCGGGCGUGGCGACCUGGUGGCAUGCCUGGCGGGCCCCGGCUGGUACCGCGACCGCACCAAGUACCAGGAUUGGCCUGAGCUGCUGGGCCCCAUGACGGCGGAGAUGGAGGAGGCGAUUGAGAUGUUCAUCGAGAUUGCCUCAGACCCGCGGUUUGAGUUCCAGACCCACCUGCAGCCCGGCGACUGCUGCUUCAUGAACAACGCAACCCUGCUGCACCGCCGCUCCGCCUACGAGGAUGGCGAGGCGGCGCACGAGAAGCGCCACCUGGUGCGCGUGUGGCUGGCGGUGGAGGAUGGCCGUCCCCGCGCCCCGCACCUCGACUUCCCCCGCUCCUACACCGUGGGCUACGACCGCCACACCUACCAAAGCCUGCUGUGCCCCGACCCCGAGCUCUUCCACGUGCAGCGCAGCGACCACGCCGGCAACCACCACUGA